Molecule: messenger RNA, 1722 nt
Organism: Clavispora lusitaniae ATCC 42720
Lineage: Eukaryota; Fungi; Ascomycota; Pichiomycetes; Serinales; Metschnikowiaceae
Gene: GPT1
Product: Gpt1p
Biological process (GO): transmembrane transport
Cellular component (GO): membrane
Molecular function (GO): transmembrane transporter activity
Source: RefSeq, a predicted model, not a curated record
AUGUCAAUGUUCUCUCCUAAAGUCUCUAAGCGAGACCCCGAGCUCCAUCCGGUCAAGUCUCAAGUUGUUAUCGAUGACUUGCGUAUCCAAUCUGUUCUUUCAAACCAGUCGGUUGUGUUGAACAUUGACCAUGAGGUGGACUCGGAUGAAGCCAUGAUCUUGGCCUUGGGUUACAAGCAAGAGUUCAAACGUGAGUUCUCUAUGUUUUCUAUCUUUGCUGUCUCUUUUUCCGUUUUGGGUUUGCUUCCUUCUGUCGCCUCUACAUUUGAUUACCAACAAUUGGUGGUUGGUGCUUCUCCUUUGCCUUGGCUUUUCGCAAUGAUAGGUGUCACGGCUGUUGCCUAUUCUAUGGCUGAGGUUGCUUCGGCUUUCCCAACUUCUGCCGGUACUCCGUAUGCCGUGUCUCAGUUGGCACCUAAAAAAGUGGCUCCCUUUUUAACAUGGCUCACUUGUUUUUCUAACUGGAUGUGUCAAAUCACUGGUGCCCCUUCUGUGAAUUACACGGGUGCGUGGUUGAUGUACUCUUUGGGUUCCUAUAAUACUGGGUUUGUGCCAACCAACGGUCAAGUUUAUGGAUUGGCAACGGCCAUUAUGUUCUCGCAUGCAAUCAUUUCGUCUUUGCCAACACGUUUUUUGGCGCAUUUCAACAACGCUGGUACGACCGUCAAUAUGGUAUUUUUGGUGAUUGUGUUCAUUGUGAUUUUCGCUGGAAACGACAGAGUCAACAUGUAUGAUGGAAAGAUCCCCAAGUUUAACUCCAAUAGUAAAGCCUGGAGCUUUACUAACCAAACGGAGUUUCCUUUGGGUGUUGCUGUUGUCUGUUCUUUCCUCGGUGUCAUCUGGGCCAUGUCCGGUUACGACUCGCCUUUCCACUUAUCUGAAGAAUGUGCCAAUGCAGCUGUGGCAGCGCCAAGAGCCAUUUGUCUCACGGCUACUUUUGGUGGCUCGGUCGGCUUCCUUUUCAUGUUGGCGAUUGCAUACACCAUGGUUUCCAUCGAAGAUGUGGCCGCGGACCCAUUGGAUUUGGGCCAGCCUUUUGUCACAUACUUGGCUCAAAUCAUGUCUAAGAAGUUGGUGAUGCUUUGCACAGCCUUAACUGUCGUCUCUUCAUGGUUUAUGGGUUGCUCUUGUAUGUUAGCCGCUUCCCGUGUCACGUUUUCUUACUCCAGAGACGGACUUUUCCCUUUCUCCCGGAUUUGGUCUCAGGUCAACCCAAGAACGGAGACUCCCAUCUACGCGGUGUGGAUCAACAUGCUUUUGGGUCAGCUUUUUUUGCUCUUGAUGUUUGCAGGUGAUACUGCCAUUGGAGCUAUUUUCUCUGUGGGCGGUAUUUCGUCAAUGAUAUCUUUUGUCAUGCCAGUGUUUUUUAGAAUCACCACAUCCUACGAGACUUUCAAGCCGGGACCUUGGAACUUGGGAAAAUAUUCUCGCCCCAUUGGUAUUGUUGCAUGCGCCUUUGUCAUCAUGAUGGUGCCAUUCUUGUGUUUCCCUACGGUCAAGGGCAAGGACUUGGAUGCUAACUCUAUGAACUGGACAGUGGUGGUCUACUUUGGGCCCAUGUUGAUUUUCAUCAUCUGGUGGAUUGUCGACGCACACAAGUGGUACGUUGGACCUAGACCUAAUAUCGGCGAGUAUAUGGUUCAAGAGCCCUCAGACAAUGUUGAAAUCUUGCAAGGGGUCGUAACGAGCAAGGACGAAAGCUCGACGGAAAAGAAGGAAUAA